Messenger RNA from Meira miltonrushii, 2130 nucleotides. RefSeq lists its product as uncharacterized. Bases 468 to 1703 code for a protein of 411 amino acids. The record is from RefSeq and is a predicted model, not a curated record. The transcript has a single exon. Gene Ontology annotation, biological process: tRNA modification. Lineage: Eukaryota; Fungi; Basidiomycota; Exobasidiomycetes; Exobasidiales; Brachybasidiaceae.
CGUUGUUGAAAUUCUUUUUGAGGCAAAUGCUGAUUUUCCCAUGGAUGUACCAUGCACACUGCAUAAAGGGUCAUCAUAAGCUCUCUUUUUUGACCGAUCAUUUCCACGGACAUUACUGCAACAGGAAAUCACCGGAAACAUUAUCUUCCGAGGUCAUUCUAGGAAUAGAAGAUGAUCAUUACAUAAGUUCUCCCACGUGAGAUUCAAACAAUGGUGCAGAUAUUCUCGUAGAGCAGUAGACUUGGUAAUUAGGCUUUUCCUGCUCUCGUCGUUGUGGGCAAGGAUGAUUGAACAAACCUUGAAGUAAUAAGCUUAUUGUUGAUUGCACUGACUUUCAGGAACAAAAACGCGGAAAUCGGGAAAUUGAAACGCUAGUGGAGUCAUUCAUUUUGACUUCCAGAAAAAAUGUUUAAAUGAUUUGACUCUUUCCACAUCUGUUCAUCUCGCAACCUCCAUCUUUCCACAAGAUGUCCUUCUCCGACGUUCAACCGAUCAAAGAUGGUCAGAACCUUCUUUCGAUCAUGCGAGAAAAUUGCAAAAAAGCAAGAAUCGCAUCUCACAUUGAAUUAAAAGAAGAUGCAAUCGAUAGCUUCCUACUCAACGUUUUACCUGCAGACCCAUCUCCCUCUGAGCUGGGAUCUUGGCUUGCUUCUGGAUUUAAGCUUCCACUUGCUUAUCCAUCCUUACAUGCAGAAGUGAAUGUUCUAUGUCAUUUGUGCAUGUUGAAUUCUUUGAGUGGUUAUCGAACCGCAUUUCAUAAAGCAUUAGGACAAGGAGCACACAAGACAAUCGUACAAAUCGUAAUGUCACUCUAUAUUGCCGAUCCGGCAGGAGAUUCAAGUCGUCCGUUAAGUGCAGAAACAUUAGUCUGUCUAACACCAAUGAUCUUGUUGGACUUACUCGGUUUGCCAACACACGAAGAAAAGAAACAUGAAUCCUCGCCGGCUGUCGUCAUGGGCGUACGCAGAAGGGAUGAGAUUUAUGAAGCAUUGGAAACACUAUGCAUUGCAGCAAACGAUACAGGAAAACGAUUGAUGGAAAUGAAAUGUCCUGACUUGGGUGUAUUUGUGGAAAGAACGAUCAAAGAAUCGGCUCGGUUAGGAAAAACGGAUGAGGAACGUGCCUCUUUGGCUGCCAAUACUUUGAUCACCGCUUUGCCAGUCUUUAAUGACGCAUACAAUCUACCUCUGAAAAACGGAGAGACGAUCCCCGUACACAUUCACAAGCGUGCCCUUUUGCUUUUAUCUUGGUUGCAUUCCGCUUUCUUGUCUGGGGAUCAAGGUAAAGCCAACUUCGAGAAACUACCUCUUCCCGAUCCGGCCGUCUUGCCAGCUUUCGUUGAUAAUGUCAUUCCAUCUUUGUUAGUUCAUUUUGGCAUAAUCGAUUUACGAAACGCAAAGCAGAAAGGCUUACAGGAAUGGAACGCAACUCUUUCCAACAAACAAAGUCAACCUGUCGAAUCAGAUUCAGUUCAAGCCGGUACCACACUUACACGGGAAGAAGCAUACCUGAUCAGAGCAUGCAGUGUAGAUGCAUGUCAUGCUAUCAUGCUUCGUGGCCGUCAACUCGGAAAAGAGAAGAAUCGACUAUGGUUGGAAGGAAUCACUGAAGCAUUGAUCGACGGCUUCUUAUGGACUCAAGCUAAACGACCUGAUCUAACAAUCGUUCCUCGAAUGGUGGAGAAGAAGACAUUCAUGUACUGAAAUGAUAAAGUCUAUGAAAAAUUGUAUACUAUUGUACAAAAGUGCUACACAUGCAAUCAAACUAUUUUCCAAACUUUUUCAAAGGAUCUCCCUUCUUUUUAGGUCCUUGAGGUUUGCCGUUCAAGCGACCACCUCUACCUCUCGUACUAGAACCACCUCUUCCGCCUCUGCCUCCUCUACCACCCCUCUUGUGGAAUGUUACAUGACUCAAUCCUUCCUGGCCAUCUUCACGUUUACGUUUCUCCCCGCUAUUUUCAUCAUCUGCAGCAUCGCUGUCCAAUCUCUUUGCUUGCUGACCUGCACGGAUCCGAGGCAUAAGAUAAUGUGGAAUAUGUUUCAGAUGUGAUUGAACACGAGUUGGAUGUAAGAUUUUAUCAUGACGCAAAUAAUCCAAAUCGGUUGGAUUAUCUUCAAAAUGUGCUUUUAG